CAAUCACACGCGGGCCUCCCGGAAGUCCCUUCAGUGUCCGGGCAAAUGGCGGCGCCCCUGCGCGGGCGCCUGCGGGCGCUGGCGCUUGGAGGCUGCGGGCUCCUGCUGGGAUCGGCGCUGGCGGCGGGCGAUGAGCGGCUCUACGCGGCGGCGGUGAUGCCCGCGCUCCGGGCGCUGCCCCCCGAGGCCGCACACGGGCUGGCUUUGCGCGCYGCCGCCCUCGGGCUGCUGCCUCCCGCCCGUCCCGACGGCCCCGCACUGGAGGUGCAAGUCUUCGGGCGGCGGUUCUGCAACCCGUUGGGCUUGGCUGCUGGCUUCGACAAGCAGUGUGAGGCCGUAGACGGGCUGUACAAGAUGGGCUUUGGCUUUGUGGAAGUGGGGACUGUCACACCCGAGCCCCAGGAAGGGAACUCUAAGCCCAGGGUCUUCCGGCUGACAGAAGAUGAGGCGAUCAUCAACAGGUAUGGAUUCAACAGCCACGGCCACGUCAUGGUGGAGCGCAGGCUGCGAGCCCGCCAGGAGACGCAGAUCAGGCUCACUGCGGCUGGGAUGCCUCUUGGAGUCAACCUGGGCAAGAACAAGAGCUCUAGUGAUGCUGCAGCUGACUACACGGCUGGGGUCCGGACACUGGGCCCUUUGGCUGACUACCUAGUUGUGAAUGUGUCCAGCCCGAACACCCCAGGCUUGCGGGACCUGCAGGGCAAGGCUGAGCUGCGGGACCUGCUGAGCAAGGUGCUGGYGGAGAGGGACCUGCUGCCCUGCAAACAUAAGCCAGCCGUGCUGGUGAAGAUUGCCCCUGACCUCAGUGCACAGGACAAGCAGGACAUCGCCAGCGUUGUCUGUGAGCUAGGUGUGGAUGGGCUGAUAGUCAGCAACACUACCGUGAGCCGCCCCAGCAGUCUUCAGAGCAGGCAGCGCAUGGAGCCUGGAGGCCUCAGUGGGAAGCCCCUGCGGGAGCUCUCCACACAGACCAUCAGGGAGAUGUACGCUCUCACCCGAGGCCAGGUGCCCAUCAUCGGGGUGGGUGGGGUGAGCAGUGGGCAGGAUGCUCUGGAGAAGAUCCGUGCCGGAGCCUCGCUUGUGCAGCUGUACACAGCACUUGUGUACCACGGGCCGCCAGUGGUGGGGGCAGUGAAGCGGGAACUGGAGGAGCUGCUGAGGUACAUUGAGCCGCAGAGCCAGCCCAGUCCAGCUGCACGCUGUCCAUGCUUAGGGAGCAGGGCUUCAAGAACGUCAUGGAGGCGGUUGGAGCAGAUCACCGGKGCUGACACACUGCAGAAUGAAGGUCUAGCUGGAAGGAGCCGUGGCUGAGCAGGGAUGGGUCUGACGAUUCCAGUGCUGGGCAGACUGAGGCUGAGACAAAUUCCUGGUCCCAGCCCUGAGAAGGGUCUGAUGGGUGAAGCAGGGGCUGCACUGGUGUUGAGCAAAGGUUGGGGCUUUCACAACAGUGCUGCUGUUCAGGGCUGUGUUUUGGCAUCCAUGUGGACAGCAAAACUGAGUGUCAAUAAACAUUUGGGCCACYUGG
Molecule: messenger RNA, 1525 nt
Organism: Malurus melanocephalus (red-backed fairy wren)
Lineage: Eukaryota; Metazoa; Chordata; Aves; Passeriformes; Maluridae
Gene: DHODH
Product: dihydroorotate dehydrogenase (quinone)
Exons: 9
Coding region: 46-1311 (421 amino acids)
Biological process (GO): 'de novo' pyrimidine nucleobase biosynthetic process; UMP biosynthetic process
Cellular component (GO): cytoplasm; mitochondrial inner membrane
Molecular function (GO): dihydroorotate dehydrogenase activity
Source: RefSeq, a predicted model, not a curated record